Molecule: messenger RNA, 1679 nt
Organism: Hyla sarda
Lineage: Eukaryota; Metazoa; Chordata; Amphibia; Anura; Hylidae
Gene: CRLS1
Product: cardiolipin synthase 1
Exons: 7
Coding region: 136-1071 (311 amino acids)
Biological process (GO): cardiolipin biosynthetic process
Cellular component (GO): mitochondrion; membrane
Molecular function (GO): cardiolipin synthase activity
Source: RefSeq, a predicted model, not a curated record
CUAUAAGUCACUACUGAAGGAGCUGUAAGGGUUAAGGCCGUAAAGCAUGCAGCUUGUCGCACAGACGGGUCUGGGGCUGGUAGGCUGCAUGGGGAGCGGUGAGCCCGAGCUGUCGGGCCGGUGGAUACUAUCGCUAUGUCGGUCCUGACCAUCCUGCUAGGCCGCUCCCCGGUGUCUGCUCUCAGUUGCCCGGCCCGCCGGCUGCUCAGAGGCCGUGACCUGCUUCACGACACCUGGGCCCGGAGCCGCCAUGCGCUGCGGCAUGUACGGGACACCCCGGGGCUCCAGAGAGGAUCCAGCCCGCUGCUCUCCGCUCACCUGCUCCGGGCCCUGCACGGCCGCCCCGCCGGACACCUGCCCCUGCUGCGGCCCUGCGCCCCGACCGUAUGCGGGACCGAACGGCAACAAUCCGGGAAGAGCUCCGGAGGAGAGGACACAGACCCUGCCCAGAGAGAGCAGCCCGAUCUGUAUGAAAACCCCUGGACGAUCCCAAAUCUCCUGUCCAUGACCAGGAUCGGCCUCUCUCCAGUCCUCGGUUACCUCAUUGUUGGAGAAGACUUUAACCUUGCACUUGGGAUUUUCGUCCUCGCAGGGAUAACAGAUUUGUUGGAUGGAUAUAUUGCAAGGAAUUGGGCCAAUCAGAAGUCAGCGUUGGGAAGUGCUCUUGAUCCACUAGCGGACAAAAUCCUGAUCAGUGUCCUGUACGUCUGCUUAACGUAUGCAAAUCUAAUCCCAGUUCCUCUGACAGUCAUGAUCAUUCUGAGGGACAUUGCCUUGAUUGGUUCUGUUUUUUAUGUCCGCUAUAAAACCCUUCCACCUCCAAGAACUCUUGGCAGAUAUUUUAACCCUUGCCAUGUAACUGCUCAGUUAGAGCCAACGUUUAUCAGUAAGAUGAACACCGCAGUCCAGUUAAUACUGGUGGCAGCGUCACUUUCGGCUCCUGUAUUUGAUUAUGUGGAUAGUGUCUAUCUUCAAGCGUUAUGGUGUAUCACUGCUUUCACAACUGUGGCUUCAGGGUACAGCUACUACCAUUAUGGACAAAAGACUGUAAAAGUUCUGAACAAUAAGUAAAAGCAUGGACUUCCCUUGGAGCAAUAACAUGUAGGAUAGGACAUCUCUUCAAUGUAAUUACUGGAUACUGAUGAUCAAUGGACUCAUCUGAAUCAAUGUGGAGUAAAUCUUAUUUAUACACUUAAUAUUCAAUAUUUGAAUUUGAUAUAAUAAACACGACAGGUUUUGUGGAAUCAUUUUGACAAACGUUCCCAGUGUGGAAAUGGUUUUGCCGAUGUCCGAUGAAUUUUUGUCAAGUGACUUUUUUUGGGAGGUGAUAUUGUAUACUUAUUCUGAUUUUCACUUAGAUGUAAAGGAAUUUUAUAAGGGAAAUAACCUCAUAAACGUAUUAAUCCAAUGUGGUGUUUAUAUUUUGUGUGUGGUAAAUAGAGGUGAUGUCCUGAGAGGAUAAAACCUGGUACACAAAAGGUGAAAAUGGCGACCGUGAAAGCAUCAAAAUCUGCAUUCGCUUAAAGAGGGAGAGUCAUCAAAACCUGGCCAGAGGAUAAGUUGACCGGUUGGCCAUAGCAACCAAUCAGAUUGCUUAUUUCAUUUUUGAAAAGGCCUCUGUAAAAUAACAGAAGCGAUCUGAUUGGUUGCUAUGGGCAACUUUUGCUAAAUCUCCCCCC